AUGUAUCGCGACAUUGCGCACGCGGUUUACAAGCGGGGUGAAUCCUCGAUGGGAGGCUACGAGAUGCCCGGUUGGGGCUGGGGUCUUAUACUGCUCGAUAUCAUAGUAUUCUUGCCUUUAUUUAUGACGGUCAAUUACACCCUCCAACAUGUGUUCCCUACACUCGCCAUCGUUGAGGAUCCGUCUCCUCCGGCUUACGAGCCCGUCUCUCUAAACGAUGACGCCCAAUCCCUCGCCGAAGAGAACGCCCCCGUUGCCGAUGAAGCUGCUCGUGGUGGUUCCCAGGCCCGCCUCGUUACCUCGUCCGUCCGUUCAACCUACCGCACUCUAACUGCGAUCAGCGGUUUCCGCUCUCUAUUCCGUGGUCUUGCCUGCUACUUUGCCUUGACCUUCUCAAGCAGCGUCGUCUUCGGGAUCCUAUCUAGCACGUUUGUGCCUUCUCUCAUUGCCGCUCCGAUUUCUGCCGUGGCUCUCGUACAGGUCUACACAGCAUGGACACAUAUCGUCAUCUCCGCGCCAAGCUCCAAGACUUUCUGGCAGCGCCUGCCUCCCUUCAAGAAGGCCUUCCAGGCUACUGCGCUCCCAGUCGUCAUGUUCUUCUUUGCCAAGGAGCUCUCUACAUUUGUUCCGAAGAUGCUUGCGUAUGGCAUGUCCAUGAACUUACCCGACCCCAAGCAGCCCGGUGUUAUUCCUGAGGGUGACAAGAACGACAUCUGGAAGGCGGUCCUAGUUCUUCUCCUAGCUCUCGUCAUGAACAUCUUCCUCGUCAUCCCUACCCAGGUUAUCCUUACCCGAGUCCAGGCUUCCCUUCUUCCCGAUGAGGAUGACACCAUCGUGCCUUUCGACCGUUCGUUCCAGGGCAAGGUGGAGCCUGCUAUUGUUGGCGGCAAGGGUUUCGUUACGAUUAAGGAUGCGUGGCAGUCAUUCCCUCGCGCGUCGUGGAUCCGACUUGUCAAGCUUUACGUCAAGAUCUUCGCAGCCGGCCUGGUCCUUGGCCUGCUCUGGAUGGCAGUUGUCAUUCCUGAGGUGCUGCUUAUCAUGAGCCGCAGCAAGAAGAUCGAGUAA
Molecule: messenger RNA, 1065 nt
Organism: Daldinia childiae
Lineage: Eukaryota; Fungi; Ascomycota; Sordariomycetes; Xylariales; Hypoxylaceae
Exons: 2
Coding region: 1-1065 (354 amino acids)
Source: RefSeq, a predicted model, not a curated record